This is a messenger RNA of Zea mays, 1511 nucleotides long. RefSeq lists its product as uncharacterized. The record is from RefSeq and is marked predicted. Gene Ontology annotation, molecular function: protein binding. Lineage: Eukaryota; Viridiplantae; Streptophyta; Magnoliopsida; Poales; Poaceae. The transcript has 2 exons. The coding region runs from base 258 to 1499 and encodes 413 amino acids.
GACGCAGCACAAUAGCAACAGGCAGUUCACUUCCUUGUUCCUAACCCGCCGCCGCGCCGUUGACUUGAACGGCGCUGCUGCUUCCCUCCACCAAGAAGCUCAGCUCCCGACCGCGGCGAUCGGCCGCGCGCGCCGCGACGUCUCGAAGCUCGGGUCUUCCGUUCGCCCAUCGCAGGCUCCUCGUGCCGGCCGAUCUACCACCGCUACCGAGGAAAGCGCGAGGCCGUCCGGCGCCGGCCGGAAUCCACCACGAUCCUAUGAUCUAUACCUUGGCACCAGCGAUGGCGUCGUCGGCUUCCGCCGGGCAGGGGCAAGGCAGGCGCGUCGAGCCCGUCCGCGCCGCCACCGGCAUGGGCGCUCUGCCCCUGGACGCCCUGUACGACAUCCUGCUUCGCCUCCCGGCCAAGGAACUCUGCCGCCUCCGCUCGGUGUGCCGGCCGUGGCGCUCCCUGCUCUCCGACCCCGCGUUCGCCGCCGCCCACGCAGCACGCUACCCCGAGCCACUCAUCAUCGUCGGCUACAACUACAACGACAGUGCUCCCCCUCCAGAGAGCGACGAGCGUGACUGGACGAAACCAAGGAGGUACCAAUGCGUCAUCAGCGUGAUGGAUCUGACGGGACACGUGGUGAAGAACCUGCGCGUGGACGGCCACAUCGCGAGCAUGUCGCUCAGCCUCGCCUGCGUGAAGAGGACCGGAGACGGCAGCUGCCGGCUGGUGAACCCGGCCACGGGAGCCGUGCACCACGUGCCCGAAGAGGACCCGCCGUACGGCUACAGCGACAGGCUGUGCCCGUUUGGGCAGGUUGCCAGCACAAGGGAGUUCAAGGUGCUCCGGAAGGUUUCCUACUCGCUCAACGGCAACCCUCGUGUCCUCUACGAGAUCUGCACCGUUGCCGGCACCGGCAGGAGCAAUGCGCAGUGGAGGAUGAUUCAGGACCAUCCGCACCGCAUCGACAUCGAUUGGCGCGACAAGGCCAGCGUGGUCAUCGACGGGGUUGUCUACUUCCUCAGCAAGAACUACGCGUCUUCUUCUUCUUCUGCUGGAUCUGAGGAGCAAGACUGGAUAGCGUCGUUCGACCUUGACGCAGAGAGGUGGAGGCCGAAUAUCAGGGGACCCCAAAGCCUUACCGUCGUCAACAAUGGAAACGACAACGGGCUGGCUGUUGACGAGGAGCUUUCGUUAACCAACCUGAAUGGCUCACUGGUUAUCGUCCAUCUCCAAUCUCCUCCCUGCAUGAACCUCUGGUAUCUGCUGGACUCAGAGAAGGGCCUCUGGGUCAGGCAGUACAGCAUUCAGGUUGAAGAAUGGGACUGCAGCCUCUCGUGCUUCACUCCAUUGAUCGUGCUAGACGAUGGGAGGAUCGUCAUACAUGUCGAAGGGUCGGAGAUGUUGGAGAUCUAUGACCCCAAAACCAACAAGUUGUCCAGCGUCGCCGACACGGGUGUCAGCAGCGCAGUUAGUGUGUACACAGGAACCUUGCUCAGCUUAGAGUGGUGAGGCUAUCUAUCU